UCAAUCGUUUUUGUCAUUCUGUGCAAGUCGGACGUGUUGGGGCUGCUGCUGCUGCUACGUACGGUUUACCCUCUGUUCAUAGUGUGUGUGUGUGCUAUCUUUUGCUGGCUGUGUUAGUGUGUUUUAAAUAAGUUUCCUUAAACAAAUUACGUAGAAAAUCCACGAUUUUCUCACUCUCGCUAUACUAAAUUUCUUGGUGGCGUGAAAAGUGUGUAACAACAGCAACAACUACUACAGUAGCAGCAAUAACAAAUUGAAACAAAGUAACGCGUGUGUGAAAUACAACAAAUACAUAUAUACAUAUAUUCAAUAGUUAUUAACAACCCCACAACAACAACAAAUACAACAACAAACUACAAUCAUGAGCUGGCAAGAUUAUGUUGAUAAUCAACUUUUGGCCUCGCAGUGCAUUACCAAGGCGUGCAUUGCCGGACACGAUGGCAACAUUUGGGCGCAGUCCAAUGGCUUUGAGGUUUCAAAGGAAGAGCUGGCCAAAUUGAUCAGCGGCUUUGAUCAGCAAGACCUGCUUACCAGCAGCGGCGUGACAUUAGCCGGCCAACGGUACAUUUACCUCUCAGGCACAGAUCGCGUGGUGCGCGCAAAACUGGGCAGAAACGGAGUGCACUGCAUGAAGACGACACAAGCCGUCAUUGUUUCCAUCUACGAGGAUCCUGUGCAGCCCCAGCAGGCCGCUUCCGUGGUGGAGAAACUUGGAGAUUAUCUGAUUACUUGCGGGUACUAGAAAAUAAAGUAUAUAAAACAACAACAAUACAACACCAUCAACAACCAACACACCAACAACACAGCAACAAAUUCGAUAAGAAAGCGUAAAUGAACUAAAUAACUAAAAACAAAAAAAAGUAAUUAUUAAUAUUUAAAUGAGAAAUGCCAAGAAA
Molecule: messenger RNA, 896 nt
Organism: Drosophila montana
Lineage: Eukaryota; Metazoa; Arthropoda; Insecta; Diptera; Drosophilidae
Gene: chic
Product: profilin chic
Exons: 4
Coding region: 362-742 (126 amino acids)
Cellular component (GO): cell cortex
Molecular function (GO): actin monomer binding
Source: RefSeq, a predicted model, not a curated record